Thamnophis elegans (Western terrestrial garter snake) is the source of this 6543-nucleotide messenger RNA. RefSeq names its product PH and SEC7 domain-containing protein 4-like. The transcript has 17 exons. Gene Ontology annotation, biological process: regulation of ARF protein signal transduction. Gene Ontology annotation, cellular component: ruffle membrane. Lineage: Eukaryota; Metazoa; Chordata; Lepidosauria; Squamata; Natricidae. The coding region runs from base 1191 to 4220 and encodes 1009 amino acids. The record is from RefSeq and is a predicted model, not a curated record. Gene Ontology annotation, molecular function: protein binding; guanyl-nucleotide exchange factor activity; phospholipid binding.
GAAGAAACCAGCAUGGUUGCACAAAGAACUCUCUGAUAAGUGAAAGACCAAAAGGAUAACAAAAUGAAAAAAGGACACAUAACUAAAGUAGAAUACCAGCAUAUAGGAUACCCCUAUAUAGGGUCUCCUGCUUGAGCAAGGUUUGGACAAGAAAACCUCCAAGGUCACUUCCAAUUCUGUUGUUCUGUUCACGCCAACAUUUACUGAAUCAUUUUACACUUUGUUCAGUGCUUGCUCAAUGCGCUUUGGAAAAGAUUUGGAAGUGAGACUUUGAAAUAUGCAGCAGUGAGUACACCAGCUCACUUAAAAAACUGCUUUUCUUUUAGCUUCACACUUUAAGGAGGGGCUACGGUUCAAUGUGUUUUGAAGCAGCUCUUCCAAAUAAUUUUCAAAGCCAGGACUGGGCUAGUUUUUCUCGUAUGAGUGGAAGGAAAUUGCUGCAAAUUGAGGGGACCCGGUCUUCGUCCCACUUCCCUUCCCUUGCUGUCCGAGCCCAGUUCUGCUUGGGCUUCCUGCUGCUUUCAUGGCCUUCAUUUCAAAGGAGCUGAGGCAGGCAGUAGCCACCGCCUGCCCUGUGCGGUUUUUGUGCUGCUCACCCAAGAGCUGUCAGUUCCGGUUCAGACAGCAGUACUGCGGCUUGUGCAGGAGGCAAACUUCUUCAUUUGCACCAUAUUUUGCAAGAUGAGAGAGCCUCCUCGACGCCUUUGCUUUUGUUUGAAUGCUCACGCAUUUUGAAGGGAGGUCGGCGUCACAGAGGUGGUGGCCUUGAGUCAGGUUGCCUUGCAAAAUCAUGUAAAAAAAGAGAAACACCCAAAAACAGCCAACGGCCAAGCGGGAUCUGUCCCCAUUCCCACCAGGGGCUCUUGGGAAGCAGCGCCCGAUUUCCUAGGGAUCCUUGAUCAGGCCUUGGCAGGAGGAGGAUGAAAGGUGCCACAGGAGCAGCUGAAGAAGACAGCAGCUGAAUUUGAAUGCACAGAAGAUUUGUUUGAGUGAGCAAACUGUUUUUUUUUUGUUUGGCUUCUGUCAAGUUCAGCGAACUUGACCCCCUUGGAUUUCAACAAUAUGGGUAUCCCAUAUUGUAUCUGUUGGUGGUCAAACAAGAGAACUGUGGAGAUUGCUUUUAAAAGACCCAUGUUUCUCGGCCUAUUGAAAAUCAGGUUGGAACCCUAGUUGGCUCUGGGAAAGUGUUCAUGGUCAAUGCUAGAAUGGAGGACCCCGAACGCUCCCCUACCUCAGACGUGAUGGACAGGUCAUCUGACGACAGAACAAAGGAAGUGAGCUCUGACUCUGGAGAGUGCUUGAAACAGACUUGGGAUCUGCUUGCAUUUUCUGGAACUUGCCAGGCUGGAAAUGCUGCUACCCCUCCUCCUUUGGCUCUUGGAGAGGACAGGUUGGAGGGUGUUCACUGCAGGAAUGAACCCCUUUCUGAAAAAUCCAUUCCAGUGUUAAUGCAAAAUAAUUUUGAAGUAUUGCACCCUGAACUGGGCCACCCUGUUUCACAAAGCUUGGACUUCUCUGAGAGAUUUGGACAGCCUCUCGAGCCGAUAGAAAACUUGAAAACUCAGGAUAAGUGUAGUAAUGAUGCUACCCAGUCUGUUUUUUGGGCUGGUAUUCUACAAGCUCAAAUGUGUUUCUUAGACCUUCAAGAGGAGUUGGACAGGCAGAAAGAACCUCUGCAGACUUGCGGUGUGAAUUCUGAAUCCCUGGACACAGCGACCAUUGACGAACCUUUACUCCUGGAAAGUGAUAGUGAGGAGGAGCCAGAAGAGAAUUUAGAGAAAGACGAGGAAGAAAGUGAGGAGGAGGAAGAAGAGGAGGAGGUUGAAUGUUUAUUUUUCAAUAACCCACUCUUUCAGGAAAGUCCUCACUUAACCAGAACUUUUGAAGGACAAGUCCCAUGGUCACAACCAGAAAGGGAAACUUCCACAGAGAACUACGAGAAAAAAGUAAAAAGUGAAGUGGACGCUGGAAACCACAAUGGUGCCUUGUUUUCCCAGGCCAAUGCGGCAAUGAGCCCUGUGGCCAGGAAUUAUUUUUCUGUCUGUGAUCCAGAUGCUAAUGAGCACACAUCCAGCUAUUCUUUCCCAAGCUAUGUGCCCCAUUAUCGCUCCUUUUCUCCGUUGUUGAUUACAGAAAAAGAUCUCGAAAUCACCUGCUCUUUGGCAGAGGAUUCAGAGGAUGAGGAUCUCCCCCGAGAAGAUGCUCUGGGAAGCCUCACUGGAUCCCCUCCGAGGAGAUGUUUCCUGGAUCCCCUCCCAGGGGAGGUUCUGGAAAGCCUUCCUCCGGAGCCAUCUGCAUAUUUGCCGGCGGAAGGCCUGCUGUUUUCUGCCUCCAGCACUUCUCUGAUGUCUGCUUUGCUGCAAGAGCCUACGAAGAGCUGCCCCCCUGCCCAGCCCACACCUCCAGGGGGGAGUUGCUGCAUCACCUCCAACUUCCAGGUCCCCUCAGCUCCUGCUGCAGAGCAGAAUCUGCAGCAAGAGAGGUCUGAGCCACAAGCAUCACCCCAUGGCCACCCUUCCUCUUCCUGCAUAUGGUUAGAGGAGCCUGAAAGAACUUCCUCUCUACAGAAGGACGUCAGCGGAGCAGAUGUGUGCUCCAUCCCACUUUGUGGUGUAGAGAGGAAGCGAGGCGGCUCAGUAGAAAGGCUCAAGAUGGUGGAAUUGCCAGCUAUGCAAAGCGAUGGGAGGCCGAAAGGCGGAGAGGAAGAGCCCAUGUUAUACUGCCCUGAAGAACCUGCGGGGGAGUUUGGCAGAACGGGGGGGAGUCUGCCUGCCAAGGUCCCGGCAGAACCGAAUGGCACCCUGCUCCUGGCCAACGGCACCUCUGGAGACCUGGCCGGGGCACACAGGCUGGCAGCUCGCCUCUAUCACCUGGACGGCUUCAGGAAAUCUCAGGUGGCUGCUUUUCUGCGGAAGAACAACACCUUCAGCCAGAUGGUUGCUGAGGCCUACCUCUCCUUCUUCCGCUUCUCUGAGCAAACGCUGGAUCAGGCCCUGAGGUCCUUCCUGAAAUCCUUCGUGCUGACCGGGGAGACGCAGGAGCGGGAGCGGAUCCUGAUGCAUUUCUCUCAGCGCUACCACUGCUGCAAUCCCGAGGCCUCUCUUAGUCCGGAUGCCGUGCAUACGCUCACCUGUGCCAUGAUGCUCCUCAACACCGAUUUGCAUGGACAGAAUAUCGGCCGAAGCAUGAGCUGCCAGGACUUCGUGGUGAACCUCGCAGGCCUAAAUGAUGGCAAGGACUUUCCCAAAGAGCUGCUAAAGGCAUUGUACAACUCCAUCCGCCAUGAAAAACUGGAAUGGGCAACGGAUGAGGAAGACACAAUGGACGCAAGGACACUCCUGAGUCCCACAAACAGCCAGAGGAAAACCAACCCUUUCCUGACGGCGUGGCAGGACCCUGGGGCAAAAGUCUACCAGCAGGGUCUCCUUGCCCGUAAGGUGCAUGCGGAGGCCGAUGGCAAGAAAACUCCCUGGGGCAAGCGAGGCUGGAAGACAUUCUAUGCUAUGCUGAAGGGGACAGUGCUGUACUUCCUCAAGGAUGAGCAGCACUUGGAGAUGUCUGGCUCAGAGGAGCUCAUUGGAGUAUCUCAUGCCCUGGCAGAAAAAGCCAGCAAAUACACCAAACGGCCACAUGUCUUCCGGCUUCAGACUGCAGACUGGCACAUCUUCCUCUUCCAAGCCCCAACUCCCGAAGAAAUGACUUCAUGGAUUUCUCGCAUCAACCUUGUGGCAGCCAUGUUCUCUGCGCCACCUUUCCCUGCCGCAGUGGGCUCCCAAAAGAAAUUCAUAAGGCCCAUUUUGCCAAUUACUCCCUGCAAGAAUUCCAUAGAAGACCAGCACCUGGCCCACGAAUCCUGCAUGGACAGGGUGGCCCAUGAACUGAUGGAGCUCCAGCGGAAUCUGCCAGAGAAACGUGGGCGUGGGAGGGAUCUGGAGGAGUACCAGCUCAGAAAGGAGUACUUGCUUUACGAGAAACGCCGCUAUGAGACAUACGUGAAGCUCCUGGAGGUGAAACUUGGCUGCAGCUCAGAUGAUCUGGACCAGUGGGAAGUUCGGCUGGCCGCCAUGGUUGAGAGCUGUCCCAGUUUGCAGAAGUCCCAUUCCAGCCCUUCCCUGAACGUGGAGGGGCCUCCGGCUGGGGGGGCCAAAGUGAAGCGGAACAUCUCGGAACGCAGGACCGUCCGCAGGAUCAUUCCAAAGCGCAACAGGCACUUAUUGUGACCGGCUCUCCUGGCCUCUUUGGGGUUGUCCUUGGAUGCAGGAGGAGCGUUGGCAGAGAGCGCUUAGCUCAAGCCAGGGUGGUUAGCAGUUGCCUUGGCUGGACGCUCGGUUAGGUCAGCACACGGUGAACUCCGCGCCCAGAUUCGAGCCUGGAGCCCCUUCUGGCUGUCUCCAGAUUCUAGCUCUGGGUUUGCUUUUUGGAAAUGCUACUCAGCUGUGCUGCUGGACUCAGCUUCCCUUCCCUUCAGAAUCCUCUCUGGCUACUCAGGGCAAACUGGAAGUCUGUGUGCAAUAAAAGGAAUAGAAGGGUGAGGGCCCAGGACUCUUUUCUGGAUGAGUGUUUUGAACCCCUCCCUCCAAGGAUGGGUUCCGGCUUCUGUUACUGGCGGGCUUGCUCAAGGCGUUUCGGGCACACGCGCGCUUGAUGCAUUCUAUGCGUGCAUGCACAGUAGUAAAAAAAUUGCUUCUGCACAUGCAGAGAAGCAAAAAAGAUGGUGUUGCCUCCAGUGCCGCUGAUAGAACCAAUUUGGGGGCGUGGCCAGCCAAGUUACUACCUACUUGGCCGAACUAGUAGGAACCCACCUUUGCCUCCCUCCCUCCCUCUGUUAGAGGAGGGGCUGUGCGCUUGGGAGGUGCUUCCUUUUCUUGCUGCACAUCUCAUCCUUGGAGACAUUGGGAACCCCUAGACGUGAUACCUACAGGGGAAAUAAGGCAACCUGAUAGCUUUGGAGAAAUCUGACCGGUCUGGGCCUGUCUAUCUUCCUAAAAAUGGCAUCUCUCAUCCUGCCCUGGUCUGCUGUCAUCCCCCCCCCAAAAACCCCCCACCAUUUACUCACAAACCCAGUGUAGUGCAGACGCUGGUAUGUGUUGUUAUGCGAGAGAUCUGGUUGCCUCAAUGGGCCACCAUUUAUGAGCCAGCAAAUGUGCUGCAGCUGCAGAAGAAGCCAACACAAUCCUGGGCUGAAUCAACCAAGGGACAGAAUCGAGAUUUAUACAAGGUUGGUGAGACCACACUCAGAAUCCUGCAUCCAGUUCUGGUCACCACAACAUAAAAAUGAUGUUGAGACCCUGGGAAGUGUGCAAAGGAGCAGCGACAACAAUAAAGGAUCUGGAGGUUAAACUGUAUGAUGAAUGGAGCUAGUAUGCUUAGCCUACUGAAGAGAAGGAUUAGGGAGACAACUGUCUUCCGGUACUUUGAGGGGUGUCACAAAUAAGAGAGGAUUGACUCUUACUCUCUAAUCUACUUCCUCUGUUUGGGUGGAGGGUGGGGGUUUGUGGUAUACACCAGUGGUGGGUUGCUCUUACCAUCGCUACCGGUAUGCUGAUCGCAGUCUGUUCGCGCGCCUGACGUGCACUGUGCACGCAUGCGCAAUCCACCGCCCCUGCGACAACCGCUUGUUGGGGCUUGCGCAGGCACUGCACGCUAUGCACAGUGUGUUUCUGGCAUAAAUACAGCUAUAGAGCGCAGGGAGGCGCAUGGGCCAAACGAGCCACCGUACUGGUACACUCUCAGCUGCUCAAGGCAACUACCAGUAUGGCCGGACCGGCAGCCACCCUCCCACCACUGGGUGCACCACCUAUGCAGCAAUGUCAUAAUUCUUGGAAUAAGGAUUAAGCAUUUCUUCCCAGUCUUGUCAGUAUUUGUGAUACAGGUCUCAUUGCCUAGGUUGCUGCUGGAGGUGUUUAUAAUUAUAAGGUGUUUAUAAUCACUAUUUCCAUCAGACAAUUGCAAGCCUACUUUGCAAGGGGAUUACUAAGGUGGGAAAUUCCCAGGCCCCAUUUAGAGAUGCUAAUGUUCUUAGAUACGUUCGAUAAUAGGUGGCCAAACGUUGGCAACAGUGUGUGUGAAAUGCAGUGGACUCAGAUGCCUUGAAACGAGUCCCCAAGGCAGCUUCCUUCUAAACAGAUCCGUGCAGCAGCCAAUGAUUUAUAAAUACUUUUAUUACAGUUAGUAAAUCAAAUGCAAAAGUGAAUAAACAUCUCUUAAGAAAUUUCUCAACGAUCAGAGGCACUAGAUCAGAAAAGGCCGUAGCUGAAAGAAGCCUACGUGCCAAUCAAAGGGAGUCAAGUUGAUCAGAAGGGACGCCACUCUCUCUCUGCCACCCAGGGGUUCCAACUGCAGAAGUCGGGACCUCCAUCUGUCCUGACCUUCAGAACCGACAUCUCCAGGAACGGACACUCCCAAGAGAGAGAGAAAUCCAAAUUUAGAGAAUCUGAACUGGCCACUCGUCUUCGUUUUUCUUUUAAAAGAGUGUUUCAGAAAUAUCUUUAUGUUGCCAGGUGAGUUCCAGUCAUUCAUGUCUCCAUCCAGGAGGAUGAAAGG